Molecule: messenger RNA, 678 nt
Organism: Perca fluviatilis (European perch)
Lineage: Eukaryota; Metazoa; Chordata; Actinopteri; Perciformes; Percidae
Product: transient receptor potential cation channel subfamily V member 5-like
Exons: 2
Coding region: 2-394 (130 amino acids)
Source: RefSeq, a predicted model, not a curated record
AAUGCGCUCCCAAGUCUCUGUGGACUUGCAUCUAAAGACACAGACACAUCAUCAUGUCCCUGUGCAUUGCUGUGUCGUGGUAACGAGCUGUGUUGAUGUUGUGAAGGUGGUAGCUACGACUCUGAUGCUGGAGAGGCGGCUGCCCCGCCGCCUGUGGCCCCGGCUCGGGAUGUGUGGGCUCGACUACGGCCUGAGCGAUAGCUGGUAUCUCAGAGUCCAGACGGACCAGAACCAGGACCAGGACCAGACGCUUCAGGACCAGGACCAGAUCCAGGCCAUGCAGAUACAGCAGCUGCAGUUCAUCCGAGCAGAGCUGCAGAAGCGCAGGACUCUGAUCCAGAAGCUGGUUCAGAACCGGACCCUGACCGACUCAGGCUCACAGAUCUUCAUCUGAAGAUUAUAAGUAGCCUAUUUUACUUCGUCCUCGUUGCCUUGUCGUUCAACUUUAGUGAUCCAGGCUCAGGUCCCCGAUGUGAAAGCUCCCUUACUGCUUUAUAUUCAAUGAUAUUUUGGAUAUAUUUUGAAUGUCAUCUGUUUUCCUUCUCAUAGGAUAAAUAAAGCUAUUCACAUCAUACAUUGGUCCAUAACAGUGUAUCAGAAUGCAGGAAAUUAAGUCUUUGGCGCUCAAAAUAACCCUGGGGGAGGACACCCAGACCUCACCCAAAAGCCCAUUCUGAG